This is a messenger RNA of Dromaius novaehollandiae (emu), 1723 nucleotides long. RefSeq names its product POU class 3 homeobox 1 (gene POU3F1). Bases 23 to 1117 code for a protein of 364 amino acids. NCBI's taxonomy places the organism in Eukaryota, Metazoa, Chordata, Aves, Casuariiformes, Dromaiidae. The record is from RefSeq and is a predicted model, not a curated record. Gene Ontology annotation, molecular function: DNA-binding transcription factor activity, RNA polymerase II-specific; RNA polymerase II cis-regulatory region sequence-specific DNA binding. Gene Ontology annotation, cellular component: nucleus. Gene Ontology annotation, biological process: brain development; regulation of transcription by RNA polymerase II. The transcript has 2 exons.
GGGGCGCGCGGCGCAGACGGCCAUGGCCGCCACGGCGCAGUACCUGCCGCGCGGGGCGGCGCUGGGCCCCGACGGCGACCGGCUGCACCCGGGCGCCUACCGCGAGGUGCAGAAGAUGAUGCACCACGAGUACCUGCAGGGGCUGGCCCCCGCCGCCGGGCACGCCGUGGGGCUGGCGCACCACCAGUGGCUGCCCAGCGCCGGCACGGACUGGGGCAGCGGCGGCGGCGGCGGCGGGCACCUGCCGCCGGCCGAGCACGGCAAGGGCGGCGCGGCGGGGCCCCGCGAGGAGCUGCCGGGCGCCUUCCACCACCGCGCGCACCUGGGCGCGGCGGCGGGCGCGGCGGGCGGCUGGGCGCAGGGCGGCGCGCACCACCUGCCGCCGCUGUCGCCGCCGUCGGGGCAGCCGCUGCUCUACGCGCAGCCCUACGCGGGGCUCAACGGGAUGCUGGGCCCGCCGGCGCCGGCGCUGCACCACGGGCUGCGCGAGGCGCUGGGCGCCGAGGAGGCGGGCGCGCACGAGCUGGCGGCCUCGCCGCCGCCGCUGGGGCCGCCCGAGCCGCCCGACGAGGACGCGCCCAGCUCCGACGACCUGGAGCAGUUCGCCAAGCAGUUCAAGCAGCGCCGCAUCAAGCUGGGCUUCACGCAGGCCGACGUGGGGCUGGCGCUGGGCACCCUCUACGGCAACGUCUUCUCGCAGACCACCAUCUGCCGCUUCGAGGCGCUGCAGCUCAGCUUCAAGAACAUGUGCAAGCUGAAGCCGCUGCUCAACAAGUGGCUGGAGGAGACGGACUCCAGCACGGGCAGCCCCACCAGCCUGGACAAGAUCGCGGCGCAGGGCCGGAAGCGCAAGAAGCGCACCUCCAUCGAGGUGGGCGUCAAGGGCGCCCUGGAGAACCACUUCCUCAAGUGCCCCAAGCCCUCGGCGCACGAGAUCACCUCCCUGGCGGACUCCCUGCAGCUGGAGAAGGAGGUGGUGCGCGUCUGGUUCUGCAACCGGCGGCAGAAGGAGAAGCGCAUGACGCCGGCGGGGGCCCCGCACCCGCCCAUGGAGGACGUUUACGCACAGGCGGACUCGUCGCCGCUGCACCACGCGCUGCCGGGGGCCGUGCACUGACUGCGCCGACCCGGCCCCGGCCCGACGGCGCGGCCCCCGGCGGCCCCGGCCCCGGCGGCGGGACACGCUCUAAUUUAUUCCUCAGACUGGCUCGGCCGAGCCGCCCGCGCCGCCGCCGUGUUUGCUGGCCCGCCCCGGGCGCCGGCUGCCGGACGCAGCAGCAGUAGCCAAAGGUCCUUUGAUUCCGGCAAUAUUUUGUGUGUUGGGAGAACUUCUGAAACAUGUGCCUGUACGGAGCUCUUGGGCUGGUAAAAUAACUGCUUAGCUGAACACGGUGGCGAAGGACCAGAUUCUUUUUUUUCUUUGGCGGAGAACUUACCUGUGGUCUCGGGCAUCUGGCAUUUGCUAGUUUCCUUACUUGAACCUUGCUACAACUUGUAUAUUGUGAAAGAGAAGGUUUAAAAGGGAGUUUUUGGUGAUAACCCUGCAUCUUGCAUAUAGAUUCAGAUAUGUAUUUUUACAUACCAAAUAUAGUUUACGCUUGAAAAUUCACACGUGAAAAUUAUUGUUUUACUACAAUUUUGUGUUUCUUUUUAUAUUCUGUGCCUCUGUGUGUAACAUUUGCUUAAGCAACAGUGCAUUUGCAAUAGAUCAUGUUAUAAUUUA